This is a messenger RNA of Syzygium oleosum, 1736 nucleotides long. RefSeq lists its product as uncharacterized. The record is from RefSeq and is a predicted model, not a curated record. NCBI's taxonomy places the organism in Eukaryota, Viridiplantae, Streptophyta, Magnoliopsida, Myrtales, Myrtaceae. Gene Ontology annotation, molecular function: ubiquitin protein ligase activity. The transcript is spliced from 6 exons. Gene Ontology annotation, biological process: protein polyubiquitination; protein monoubiquitination. The coding region runs from base 84 to 1010 and encodes 308 amino acids.
AAUCGCCGACUCACUUUCUUGUCCCGAAGCUAAAGGAUCAACCUUUCACCGUCUCGCUCGCUCCCUCCGUGCUCUGUGAUUCCAUGGAGUCGUCACCUUCUUCUUCUUCUUCUUCGUCUUCUCGACAACGGGCUUUCAGUUCUUCUCGUCGCCGCCGCCGCCGCCGCCGCGAGAAAUCCCUCUCCGGCGCGAUCCUCCCUUCGAUCCGAGGCCAAUCCUGUCCGAUAUGCCUCGAGGACAUCGAGGCCAGGGGGCGCGGAGCUGCCGUCGUCGCCAACUGCCUGCACGCCUACUGCAUCGACUGCAUCCGCAGGUGGAGCGGGCUGAGGAGGAGGUGCCCUCUCUGCAACGCCGAGUUCGGCUCCUGGUUUCGCGAGACCGCCGGCCCCUGCCGUCGCGGGCGUUUUCUCGAGGAGCGGUUGCCUUCGGCCGACGAGGGCGGCGAGGCCGAUCGAGGAGCUGGUUCGGGCCCCGUCGUUCGUCGGGGAGCUAUCCGAAGAUCAAGAGAUGAGUUGAAUGGUUCCACCCGGCGAACCAGACCAGAUCCAUGGCGAAGAUCAUUUGGGAGGCCGGGCUCUGUUCCUCCUGAUGUUUUAGCCACAAGAAAACUCCAAUGGCGUGCCAGCAUAUACAACCGACACUUGCAGGCUGUUCCUUCUUCCAGGAACUCUCAGGGCUUGCCAAGAGAUAGUGGUUGGAAGGAAAGGAUUCGACAGAGAAUAGAAUCAUGGAUUCGGAGGGAGUUAGAGGCCAUCCUUGGGGACCCAGAUCCUUCUGUUAUAGUUCAUGUAGUGACCUCAGUGUUUAUUUCGACCUUUGAGAAGAAACAAAAUGUCCCACAUGGACAGCUGGGUGAAGAUGUGGUUGCUUCUCUACGGCCUUUUCUACAUGAACAGACCAAUAUGUUCUGGCAUGAAUUAAGGUUUGUGAAUUACAUCCGAAGUUUCAUGGAAGCUGCUUCCAUCUGUGAUUUGGAGUCUUAUGCUGUUUGCAAAAAGAUGUUUUGCUGAGAGUUCGCUCUCUAUGGAAACAUAUGAUGCAGUCGUCGAGUACAGGAAGUUGCAAUAGCUGUCAAAGGUGGAUUUUGUUUCUGUCCAGGAUGAGGAGGAUAUCAUGUAGGAGGUGCAUAUAUAAGCAUUAACAGGAUGCUGAUUAGAGGAAAUCUGCAGAUCUAAAACUGCUUCAAAUGCGAGUCUGCUUAAUAUACAUGAACGGUGAUGUGGCCUGAAUCUCAAAAUGGUGAAAUGGAUGAUUGAGAUGAAUUGGUAAUCACUGACAGCAGAUUUUCUCCGGUCUAAGAUGGUGGUUUGCAGUAUCGUCUGCAAAUUGACUCUGAGGAAUAUUGACCAAUCCCAAUCUGGCAAAGAUAUCCAUACUGAAGCUCCAAAUCUUCUCGUUGGAACAAUUGGCAUUGCCGUUCAGAUUGGUCUUCAUGCAGGAGCUGCAGUUCUGCUGCAGGUUUCUAAGUCAUGUCGUGUACUUAGUUCCCGGCAUACCAUCUCAUGUAUAUGCAUCCUCAACAAUAUUUGUACUCUUGUCCACAAUGCACAUGAGGAAGAGAAAGGAGGGUCUGCUUAUGUCAGUACAUUUGGUUGACUCUCUUCCUCUACUGCAAAGUUGGUCUGUCCGUGCAAAUUGAAUGAUGGGGAACUCUAGUCACAGCAUGCCCCCAUCUUGAUCACUUGAUUUCGCUACAUAAUCUUUUAGUCUGUUAUCCAAAUGAAUCCAUUCCUUAA